This is a messenger RNA of Cloeon dipterum, 2246 nucleotides long. Its product is annotated as glutamate receptor 2-like. The transcript is spliced from 9 exons. The coding region runs from base 16 to 1983 and encodes 655 amino acids. Gene Ontology annotation, cellular component: plasma membrane. Gene Ontology annotation, molecular function: ligand-gated monoatomic ion channel activity; signaling receptor activity. NCBI's taxonomy places the organism in Eukaryota, Metazoa, Arthropoda, Insecta, Ephemeroptera, Baetidae. The record is from RefSeq and is a predicted model, not a curated record.
CGAUAAACACCGAAUAUGAAAAUAUUUAUCGCGCUCCUCGGCUUCUUUUUCUUGGUGUCCGCGCAGAGGAAAGAUGAAGACUGGGACGAGGUAUUGUGGUUCCAGGCGUGCGAUUUUGUGCUGCAAUAUCACUCGCAGUGGCCGAUGCGGCGGACCGUUGUCGUGUACCACCCUCUGAAAGACAGGGAGAACUACAUGAAGGAACUGGCGAUGGAUUUCUCUAGGCGUCUUUCGAAGGUCGGUGUCUCCUCCACUUUCGUCCGAAUACCAGGCCCAAAUACGGUCGAAGUGCUGCGUUUAAAAGAGCCAAACCAACCGACCAUAUUUUGCGUUUUGAUGCUCACGCCCAAUGACGCGACCUCUGGAUUUGUUCGAGCGGCAGCUGACGCUGGCGGUACGAAAGGUGACUUGGUGUCUUGGAUGCAUCUGAGUUUCGCCGAUAAACAACGGUUUCUGACAGCUGACGUUGGUCUUCGGCCGGACACCCAGCUUGUGUCUGCCAAGUUUCAGCCGUCAGCGGUAACAAAUCUGUACCUGUGGAACGGAAUAGAUCAUAUGCAGACGAAAGCGCCGUGGGAUGGUCCAGGCAGGCCAAUCCCGUCUGACGCUGUAGAUCAACCAAACAUGGAUCUCUCUGGCCAGAAACUGAGUGUCGCCAUUUUUGACGACCCACCAUUUGUUAUCGCUCCAGCAACAUUGAACAAGAAAAUCAACGAAUCUCAGAUUUCAGGCUGGAUGGUGGACGUUUGGAAAGAUUUGCAGAGCUUUUUGAAAUUUAGCUCUACCUAUUACAAGCCAACGCGAAUCGAUUUGGCUGUAGGAGUGUUUCGACGUGCAGUGGAGGAGUUAAAGUCGGGCAGGGCCGACGUCGUUUUAUAUCCAUUCGUGGUCACGGCAGACGACAUUGACAUCGCCGAUUUCUCAAUGCCUGUCACCAACCUAAAAUACCGCUUCCUCCUGCCGCGAGUGUCCGCGACGUCAACCAUAGACCAAUUUAUUCAGCCUUUCCAUAUCCUCAUGUGGAGGGUUAUCGCAGCAGUUCUGACUCUGGCAGUAAUUUUGAUCACUGUCUCGUAUAUGUUUGGAAGGCUUUACGGCUUUGAGGAGGAGGGCACGCCAAUUUUUCAACUCAAAGAUUCCAUUAUGGUAAUCUACGGGUCUUUAUUUGCACAAGGGCCAGAUUUCGCACCGCUAUCAUACUCUGGAAGAAUGAUUAUUUGGAUGUCAUUUCUAUUUGGCGUGCUCGUCAGCCAAGCAUACUCAGCUGCCCUGAUUUCCAAACUGACCGUCGGAACCUUGGCGCCGCCUUUCACCACGCUAGACGAAAUGACAAGCUCGACCUACACUGCCAUUUACAGGCCUGACUCUGCCCCUCAGAGGCUGGUUGAAACCGCCAGAAAAGGUGCCUGGCGAGAAUUGGGCGACCGCAAACCCUACCCGCGUGUGAUGACCAAUCUGCCAGACGCGAUCAUCGAGGUUUCCAACUCGUGGACGGAGACUACUCUACUAGAGGCGAAGGAACGGAUGCUGCCGUUGAUCAACCUACCGCCGUUCAACUGCAAAACAACCAUGCUGCCAACAGACAUCAUCAACACUCAAGGCCAGCUUAUGCUUUCAAAGUCUUCUCCGUACAAAGCGGCGAUCGACCAACAGUUGAUUUCCAUGUUGGCGAGCGGACGUUUGGCUCGAGCACGCGCUACUUGGCUCGGCCAGUACUUUGAAGAGCCGUGUCCCAAGGAAACGACUCUUCCGCAGUUUGGCAUGGGGAGCGUCAUCCUCCCGUUCGCGAUUUUGGGAGGUGGAUUGGCGGUGGCUUUGGUUCUUCUAGCGGCGGAGUUUACGAUCAAGAAGUGGUUUGGCCGUCUGCUAAAUGAAGAGGAUGGGCCGACCGCUUUGCAGGAGAUUGCUCGCAGGAACGGAUUUCGCAUCUCUAAGCAUUGGAUGAAAGUGAAAAACAGCUUGCCUCUUGGACCAAAAAAUUGAAACUUAUAACUCUGACAAUGACCAAUAAAAUGGUUUCUGUAGCUUGUCAAAAUAUUCCAUUGGUUUCUAUUUUUAAAUGAAUUUAAUUAUUUAAAGUAAAAAAAAAAUUAAAAAGUUAAAGCAACGGCACGUAUGACAACGUCGAAUCAACUUUUUGUUUCGCGUGUACAUGCAGAUCCUGCUUGUCAUUUAUGCCUUUCUUGAUGUAAUUUAAUGAUUGUCUUUUCUUGAAUUUCAUGUUGUGAAUCAUGAAUAAUAAACAA